Thecamonas trahens ATCC 50062 is the source of this 1303-nucleotide messenger RNA. RefSeq lists its product as uncharacterized. The record is from RefSeq and is a predicted model, not a curated record. NCBI's taxonomy places the organism in Eukaryota, Apusomonadida, Apusomonadidae. The coding region runs from base 5 to 1303 and encodes 432 amino acids. The transcript has a single exon.
AGCCAUGGCGUCACAGGCAUCGAGUGCAGAAGCUGGUUCAAAGAGCAAUGAUCAGGCCCUACCGGCUCAUACGGUGCUGCCGUACUCGCCGGCUUCGCCCGUGGCUGUCCAUGCCUUUGCUGUCGGCUCGGUCGAAGCUGCUCACGCCUUGGCUGACGCGCUAGCUCUGCUGGAGCCGAGUGAGACGCCGCUGGCUCUUGCACUGGCCGUCGAUCCCGAGAGCGGAGCGGAAUUUGCGGGCGCGCGGAGCUUUGUCUCUGUUUCGGACGGUGUGCUGGACCCGCAUCUGAUCGCGGGCGUGCCGCCAGAGAUGGAGCUCGACGCUCCGCUCUCGCUACUGCAUCGGCUCUCGCCAACCAGCAAGCCGGCGAGCGACAGUGACGGCGACGGCGAUGAAGCUGCCGCCGCAUCUGCGCCGCUCCGGGUUCCCGCAGCUGUCCGAGGCACCGGCGCGGUUCCGGCCGCGUGGUGGAAGUCGACCCAGGAAGCGCUGGAUGCCUGCAAUCGCGCCGCUGCUGGCGCGGCAGACGCCUACCAGCCCGAUGUGGUCCGCGACGACGAGGUCGAGGCGCUUCAGGGCGCCGAGAGCCUCGUCGGCGCCGCCGCUGCUGCGGGCUCGGACCUCUGGCUCGUCGAUCGGCCAGAGUGGAUCACCCUCCAGCGGUACUACACCGCCCACAAGGCAGUGUCGCGUGCUCAGCGCGCCGCCCGCUACCAGUUCACCUACCAGCUUUCUCAGGAGCGACUCGCUGCUGCCGCACGCUCGGGCAACUACGACGACGAUGCCACAAAGGACGAGCUGGAGGCCAAGCUGAAGGCCGGCACCGCCCGCGUCCCGACCCGCCUGCGCUCGUUUGUCCUUGACGUCGCCACCCACAAGCACAACGUGUGGACGUCAGAGCGUGCCAAGUUUACUGCCGCUGCCGUCCAGCGGCUGCUGGCGCUCGAGUCGCUCCGCGAUGGCGGCUCUACUGCCAGCGCUGGCGAUCUCCCCACCGGCGCGGCCGACGCCGACGCCAACUGCGCGCCGACGCCCUGGGUUGCCCUCGUUGUCCCGGACCACAUGCUGCCGUACAUCGUGUCCGAGUGGCGCGGCUCCCACAUUGACGAGCUUGCCUUUGCUAAGCUUCUCAUGACCGAGGAAGGCGUCCGCACGCCGGCGUUCACCCGUGAGGCUCUUGCCCGGCGCCGCCUCCGCCAGGCCUCGUCGUCGUCGGUGCUCGCGACCUUUGCCAAGAUCUCAGCUGUCGGUCUCGCCGCCGCCGUCGCUGCCAUCGACGCCCUCGCCAAUGGCAUCAUCUAG